This is a messenger RNA of Anopheles darlingi, 1314 nucleotides long. RefSeq names its product tubulin alpha-4 chain-like. The record is from RefSeq and is a predicted model, not a curated record. Gene Ontology annotation, molecular function: structural constituent of cytoskeleton; GTP binding. Lineage: Eukaryota; Metazoa; Arthropoda; Insecta; Diptera; Culicidae. The transcript has 4 exons. Bases 1 to 1314 code for a protein of 437 amino acids. Gene Ontology annotation, biological process: mitotic cell cycle; microtubule cytoskeleton organization. Gene Ontology annotation, cellular component: cytoplasm; microtubule.
AUGGCACCGCCACCGGGCUUGAAAUUAAUGGAGCUACCGCGCAUCACCAAUGGCCAGCGUGAAAUCAUCCAGCUGCACGUGGGACAGGCGGGCGUACAGAUGGCGAGUUGUCGCGGUAACGAUCCCUGCUCCGAAGAUGAUUGCAGUGCGUUCUUUAGCUGUACCCGGGAGGGCCGGUGCGUACCGCGUGUCCUGAUGGUCGAUCUCGAACCGUCCGUCGUCGACGAGAUCCGGCUCGGUGCGUACCGGGGGCUGUUCAAUCCGUCGACGCUGCUCACCGGAAAUGAAGAUGCGGCGAGUAACUACGGCAGGGGCCAUUACCGGUUAGGUCAGGCGCUGAUCGAACCGAUGAUCGAUCGUGUGAGACGGCUCUGUGAGAGUUGCUCGUCCGUGCAGGGAUUUAUGAUGUUCCGCAGCAUCGGUGGUGGUACGGGUGCCGGCCUUGGGACGCUACUCCAGGAACGGCUAGAUCAAGAGUUCAGUGGAAAGGUGUCUCGGUUUGAGUACGACAUUUUUCCCUCACCGAAAGUGUCGCCCGUGAUCGUGGAACCGUACAAUGCGGUCCUUGCAUCGCACGUUUCGAUGGAGCACAGCGAUUGCUCGUUCAUGCUGGACAACGAGGCCCUGUACGAGGUGUGCGAUCGUGGUUUGCAUGUGCCCGAACCAACGUACACCAAUCUGAAUCGGUUGGUGGCGCAGGCUAUGUCGAGCAUUACGGCGUCGUUGCGUUUCACCGGAGCGAUCAAUGUGGAUCUGCUCGAAUUUCAGACCAAUCUGGUACCGUUUCCUCGGAUCCAUUAUCCGCUCGUUACGUAUGCACCGCUCGUGGCCGUUUCUCGUGGUGAGCAUGAGCAACCGACGACGGUCGAGCUGACGCAGCAAUGCUUCGAACCGGCGAAUCAGUUGGUCCGUUGUGAUCCACAGGCUGGGCGGUACAUGUCCUGCUGUAUGCUGUACCGGGGCGAUGUUUCACCGCUCGACAUUAACCGGGCGGUGCAGGAGCUGCGGGCUAAGCGUUCGGCCCAGUUCGUCGAAUGGUGCCCGACGGGGUACAAGAUCGGCAUCAACUAUCAACCACCGAUGGCUGUACCGGGUGCUGAUUUGGCGCACGUCGAUCGAGCGCUCUGUAUGCUCGCGAAUAAUACCGCCGUGCGGACCGCAUGGGCUCGAAUUGUGGAGAAGUAUCGGGUGCUGUACGAUCGGAAAGCAUUUUUGCAUCAUUUUCUCGAUGAAGGGCUCGAAGUGCUCGAUCUGGAGGAAGCGAUCGAAAACAUUGCGACGCUGAUUGACGAUUACAAGGAAAUUGAAAAAUGA